GAAAAGCAGGAAAGGGAGGGCGGAGGCCGCAGCGAACAUGGCCGAGGAUGAAGAAGAGAACUCGCAAGCCCGGCAACGUCUGCAGGAAUUGGUUGACCACCUGUAUCAUUUCCGAGAUCAUUAUUUUGAGAAUCACAGUGUGGAAGAUGCUGGGAAAAAACAACAGGAUGUUCAGGAAGAGAUGGAGAAGACUCUUCAAAAAAUGGAAGCCAUAGAUGGCCUCUCAGAAGGGCAAGCUUACACAUUGAUGCUUAAAGGAAAAGCUUUGAAUGUAUCAGCAUACUAUAACGCCCAGUCUGAAAAAUUGCUCUCCAAAGCGGUCAAGCUGGAUCCGGAAUUGGUGGAAGCGUGGAAUCAAUUAGGCGAGGUUUACUGGAAAAAGGGUGAUGUCUCGGCAGCUCAUACCUGCUUCUCUGGAGCGCUUGGCCAUUGUAAGAACAAAGUCUCCUUGCAGAACCUCUCCAUGGUGUUACGGCAGCUGCACACCACUUCUCCCGAUGAACAUGCACAAAAUGUGAUGGACAGCGUGCGGCAAGCCAAACUGGCGGUGCAGAUGGAUGUGCGCGAUGGACGCUCUUGGUAUGUGUUGGGCAACGCCUACCUCUCCUUGUUCUUCAGUACAGGACAGAACCCCAAGAUCUCCCAGCAAGCACUGAGUGCCUAUGCUCAAGCAGAAAAGGUGGACUCCACUGCUUCUUGUAAUCCAGAUUUGCAUCUCAAUCGAGCCACGCUUUUUAAGUAUGAAGAAAACUACAUGGAAGCCCUGGAGGGUUUUUCACGGGCCGCAGCUCUUGACCCAGCUUGGCUGGAACCUCAACUACGGGAGCAGCAACUCAUGGAUUUUCUUGAGAGACUUAAUGGAUUCCUGGAAAACAAGGGCAAGGUGAAAGGCAAGAAGCUGCAAAACAUGUUGGGAAGUCUGCGAAGCUCCCACCUGGGCCCGUGUGGUGACGGACAUUAUCAAGGGCCUUCAGGUCAGAAGAUAGAACUACAGAGACGAUCCCUCAGUGCCUUGCAGCCUGGUGUUAACACGGGUACUGUGAUCUUGGGGAAGGUGUUGUUCAGCCUGACUACUGAGGAAAAAGUGCCUUUCACCUUUGGAUUGGUGGACUCUAUCGAAGGCCCUUGUUUUGCUGUCACUGUUUACAACAUGGUCCAAAGCUGGGGUGUCCUAAUUGGGGACUCGGUGGCCAUCCCUGAACCUCAUCUUCGACACCAUCACAUCCAACACCAGAACAAAAGUUUUACUUUUUCUAGCCUCCGCGUAGAUACUCCUCUACUUCUUGUGGUGAACGGCAGAGUGCAAAGAUCCCAAAACCAGGCCGCUGCGACCAUUGCCUACCACGCACAAAGUGAAUGAGAAGAGAGAAAGGGCAGGGAUGCCCAGAUUUUUAGGCUACGUCAGCUCUUUCUCCUCGUACCGUUUUCAGUAAUUUAGAGAGGUCGGACUGAUUUGUAGAAACACGCUGCUAAAAAUAAUAAAGGGAACACUUAAAGAACACAAUGUAACUCCAAGUCAAUCACAUUUCUGUGAAAUAAAACCAUCCACUUAGGUAGCGACACUGAUUGACAAUCAAUUUCACAUACUGUUGUGCAAAUGGAAUAGACAACAGGUGGAAAGAAUAGGCAGUUAGUAAGACAUCCCCAGUAAAGGAGUGGUUCUGCAGGUGGUGACAACAGACCACUUCUCAGUUCCUAUGCUUUCUGGCUGAUGGUUUAGUCACUUUUGAAUGCUGGUGGUGCUUUCACUCUAGUGGUAGCAUGAGACGGAGUCUACA
Messenger RNA from Pseudonaja textilis, 1778 nucleotides. RefSeq names its product tetratricopeptide repeat domain 5 (gene TTC5). Gene Ontology annotation, molecular function: protein binding. The record is from RefSeq and is a predicted model, not a curated record. NCBI's taxonomy places the organism in Eukaryota, Metazoa, Chordata, Lepidosauria, Squamata, Elapidae.